Molecule: messenger RNA, 3403 nt
Organism: Melitaea cinxia (Glanville fritillary)
Lineage: Eukaryota; Metazoa; Arthropoda; Insecta; Lepidoptera; Nymphalidae
Gene: TM9SF2
Product: transmembrane 9 superfamily member 2
Exons: 9
Coding region: 200-2188 (662 amino acids)
Biological process (GO): protein localization to membrane
Cellular component (GO): membrane
Source: RefSeq, a predicted model, not a curated record
UGUCAACUUGUGAUGGUGUAUGGUGACGUUUUCGAUAUAUGCGCGACUACGUUGGGAUAGGAUUAUUACGAAUUCGUUAAAAAACCGGGUGUAAUUCCCGGUGUUUGUGUACUUGGUGACAUGAUUAUGUGUUUUCUAUUUUUGUGUGCAAACAUUUUAUGAUAGUUUUCGUGUGGAAAAUUAUACUAAUAGACACCGAAUGUCGUCCAAAAUGUCGCUAAUCUCCUAUGUGGUCUGCGCUUUAGUGCUAUUGACACCUAUUAGAGCCUUUUAUUUACCCGGACUAGCUCCUGUAAACUAUUGCAAAGCCGGAGAAGAUAGUAAAUCUUGUAAAAAUGAGAUACCUCUCUAUGUCAAUAGGUUGAACACCGAAGAAUCGGUAAUACCAUUCGAAUAUCACCAUUUCGACUUCUGUCUUUCUGAUGAGACCCAAUCGCCAGUCGAGAACCUCGGUCAAGUUGUUUUCGGUGAAAGAAUAAGACCGAGCCCAUACACAUUAAAUUUCCUGCAAGAUGAGACUUGUAAGAAGGUAUGUAAGAAAGAAUACAAAGGCUCCGAUCCAGAAUCAAUUAAGAAGUUAAACCUGCUCAAAAUGGGAAUGGCACUCUACUACCAACAUCACUGGAUCCUUGACAACAUGCCAGUAACAUGGUGCUAUCUUGUCAGCGAUGGUGGUAAAACAUAUUGCAGCACUGGAUUCCCAAUGGGUUGUCAAGUCAGGAAAGAUUUGGACACAUGCACACCCAUAGUGAACACAGCGUCAAGUCAGUUCGGUACUUACUACCUGUUUAAUCACGUGGAUCUCGAAAUUACCUACCACAGUGGUGGGGAAGAGGACUGGGGGGUCGGUUUUCGUGACAAUGGCGGAAGAAUCAUAUCAGCAAAGGUUAAACCAGCCAGCAUAAAACAUAAAGACCCAGACAAACCCGACUGUAGUGUUCGAAACAGUCCCUUAGAGAUACCUAACACUCUGUCUAGCGGUGAGACAUUCACAAUCGGAUAUUCCUAUCGAGUUACAUAUAUCAAGAACAAUACAAUAAAAUGGUCAUCAAGAUGGGACUACAUUCUGGAAUCGAUGCCUCAGACAAAUAUCCAAUGGUUUUCGAUUUUAAACUCGCUCGUGAUAGUACUCUUUCUUAGUGGUAUGGUGGCAAUGAUAUUGUUGAGAACUCUGCACAAGGAUAUCGCUAGAUAUAAUCAAAUGGAGUGCGGAGAAGAUGCUCAGGAGGAGUUUGGUUGGAAACUUGUUCAUGGUGACGUGUUCAGGCCUCCACGUCGCGGCAUGCUGUUAGCAGUGUUCCUUGGCUCAGGAUCUCAGGUGUUCGCCAUGACGCUGGUGACGCUGGCGUUCGCGUGCCUCGGCUUCCUGUCGCCGGCCAACCGCGGCGCGCUGAUGACGUGCGCGCUGGUGGCGUGGGUGCUGCUGGGCGCCGCGGCCGGCUACGUCAGCGCGCGCGUCUACAAGAGCUUCGGCGGCCGCCGCUGGAAGAGCAACAUCCUGCUCACCUCCAUGGUGUGCCCGGGUGUGGUGUUCUCGUUAUUCUUCAUAAUGAAUCUAGUGCUGUGGGGUAAAGGCUCUUCGGCAGCAGUGCCGUUCUCGACCCUGGUCGCUCUGCUGGCUCUCUGGUUCGGUGUAUCCGUGCCACUAACUUUUAUAGGCGCUUACUUCGGAUUCAGGAAGCGGAUUCUGGAGCACCCUGUACGCACAAAUCAAAUACCGCGUCAGAUCCCUGAACAGUCGUUGUACACUCAGCCCAUACCCGGCAUCGUGAUGGGCGGUGUUUUACCAUUUGGAUGCAUCUUUAUACAACUGUUCUUUAUACUUAACUCGCUUUGGUCUAGCCAGAUGUACUACAUGUUUGGUUUCCUGUUUCUCGUGUUUGUGAUUCUGGUGAUCACAUGCUCCGAGACCACCAUUCUGCUCUGUUAUUUCCACCUCUGCGCUGAAGACUACCACUGGUGGUGGAGAGCCUUCCUCAGCUCGGGGUCUACAGCCGGCUACCUCUUCAUAUACUGUUGCCACUAUUUCAUUACCAAAUUGAAUAUUGAUGAUGCAGCUUCGACUUUCCUAUACUUUGGAUACACAUUUAUAAUGGUAUUCUUAUUCUUCCUGCUAACAGGCACCAUUGGCUUCAUGGCCUGCUUCUGGUUUGUCAGGAAAAUAUAUAGUGUAGUUAAGGUCGAUUAAAUGUUUAAGUGGUAGUUUAAGGGUUACAUUGGUACAGCGGUGAUGUGUGAAAUUGUACAUUGAGAUGACUUAUUGUUAGUCUCAAUAAUCUUUUUAUUUCAAAAUUUUUAUUACCAUGUCAUCAUAUUUAAAUUUAGUAUUUGUCUUCUUUCAGUCUAUGUAAAUUUAAAGUUAACGAUUUUCAUAAUUUAUUUUGCGGAAAUGACAAUAUUAAUAACGGUAUUACUUGUAUUAAAAGGUAGUAAGAUUGAUUUGAAUUGGAAGUAAGGUGUAAUUCGUCAUGGCUAGAUUACUAUAAAUUAUCGCCACGACGAGACGAGAGACUGCUGUACACAAUGUGAUUUGUAUAGAUAUUUCUAUCGUAAAUAAACUGAUAGUCAUACUGUCGUCUUAAUGUCCAUUUAUUUUAGUUGUAAGUUUUGAUUGUAAAGUCCUAACGGGAAAUUUAUUAUAUAUUUUUUAAAAUACUUUUUAUUUUAUGGAAAUUAUGAACAUAUGGUCAGUAAAAGAAUUAUAUAAAUGUUUUAGCAAAUUGUCAAUUUUUUUUUAUGUUAUGCUAACUUCUCGCUGAAAUAGCAUUUAUUUAUAUAAUUUAUGUUUCAAUGUAAAUAAUAUACAAUAUGGGACUGUAACAGUUAAAUUGUUGUGUUAACUUUAAUAUGCACAAUUGAAAUCAUUAACUAUGCAAAUUACUUCGAAAUAGGUUUUUACAUUGUAGGUACUUAAAAAAAGUCAAUGUGUGAGAAGUUACUCGUGUGAUUUGCAAAACAAACUGUAGUGAAAUUUAAUCUACAGGUUUAGUGUUCCACCGCACGGAGGUUAACUAUCUCUAAAUAUUUUAAAAUCACCAUUUAAAUUGGAUGUCAUACAUUUUGUAUAGCUUUAUGUGAUGACAUAUACUAUGAUGUUAUUUAAGUAUGUUUGUGUCAACUAAGAUUGAGCACAUAUAAAUGUGUCAUGGUGUUGUUAUUAUCUUGAGUUUUUCUAUAACUUUUUGUCACUUUGUUUACAAAACAAAUUCAUUAGAAAUUUAUAUUGCAUUGAUUUCAUGUUCAUACUACCAGUUAAUAAUUUAUGUUAUAUUGUGAUUAUUUACUAUACUUUGAGCGUUACUUUAAGAUAUAUAUAUUUCGUAAAGACUAUGUUAGAUAUGUGUUUAAGUUGCUUUAACACUUCAAUACAGUUGAUUAAACAAUAAAUUGACUAUUUUAAAAA